Molecule: messenger RNA, 2667 nt
Organism: Limulus polyphemus (Atlantic horseshoe crab)
Lineage: Eukaryota; Metazoa; Arthropoda; Merostomata; Xiphosura; Limulidae
Exons: 2
Coding region: 958-2181 (407 amino acids)
Source: RefSeq, a predicted model, not a curated record
AACUCUUCACUUGGGUGAACCGGAAGUUGCAAGAGGUAAACAAGAAAUUUGGGUAUGUCUGUUCUUAAAUUAUGAGGUUUUCAUGGUUUCAGCUGACGAGAUGCCCCACAAGAAGAGGCUGAAGCCCUGGCUACGAAACCUCUUUCUUUCCACAACCUAGCAACCAGUUGUUUUGUUGUGCUGAAGGAACUCACCUAGCGACUGAUUUUCAAAUUAGACAAAGAACAGUUAUUAAGCAAAACAACGCAGUUUAUCUUUGAAGAAAACAAAAAGCAUGAAGAUAACAAAUAAUAAAAUGUUUUACUAAGUCAUCUAUCAAGUAACCUUGAGAAAAACGACUACGAGCGUUAUUAGUAAAAUAAACUCAGUAACACCAGAUGUUUUGAAGAAGCCGAAUAAGGUUGAAGAUUGCUUUUACCAAAAAUAAAUGAAUAAUCUUGUUAAUUUACAAAUAAUUCUUACUGGAGUUUCUAGAGAGGAAGUAGAUUGGGAUGGUUUCCCAUUAUUCUGGGGAAAGUCUGAACGAUUGGAAUAAUAUGGGGACUUCUAACAGACACGAUCUUGCUGGUUCGAGUUACUAGAUUAAUUCCGAAGACGAUUCUGACAAUCGUCAGCAAAGUUCAAAGAUGGUUAAAACUGUAAAAUGGCGUUAUUAAUUGCUCUACGAGUUCUGGUAAUGGUUUUCAAUGUACGAAUAACUUUCAGAAGAAAGACAAUAAAGAUGACAGUCAUGCCGUCCUUUCGUUAGAGAAUAAUACUACCAUUUCAUCGAAAGACGUUCAGAAAAUUUACGAAAAAAGACAUAAACUUUAUGAGAACCACAUUAAUGUCAUUAGACCAGAUGCUACAAUUUUAUGGAGUUUUAAUGCCGUUCGAGGAAAAGUGACUGACCACUGUAUAUGGUCAGCUUGUAAAGCACUGACGAUUGGCGUCUUCCUUAUUCUCUUAGGGACAGGGAUGGCCAUUGUAGGAUUUUACUCAACUCACCCAGACGAAAAAAGAAAAGACAAUGGAACAAAGUUUGUGGAAAACUUUAGUCAAACGUAUAAGCUGACCAGUAUGACGUAUAUAGGUCCGGCGGUUAUGGGUGUAGGGGGAUUUAUAAUUGUUGCCACAUGCGUGUUGGUCUUUGAAGCCCGUGACACAGCAGCCAGAGUAAUCCCUCUUUGGCUGUGGCCAACUCACGACCAGGGGAGUUUGGCAGUAGGAAGUCACGCGACCAAGAACACAACGUCUUGGGAAGUAUUUCAUGCUCAGCCGCAGAGCGUAACAGAAACAAGUACAGACUCGUUUGGUUUCAUUAAUCCUUUGAAAGUGUCGAGUGGUGGUGCCCAGAAACACGUUCUUGACCACCUGGUUUACCGAUGUCUUAGUAGGUCACCGGCCAACUGGCCUAACGGAAAGAAAGCGAAUUUUCAGCGGUUACAGAUGUUUCACCUAACAACAUCUGAUCGAGAGAACCCAAAAGGCCAGUGUUUGGGCGUGGCAGCUAUCAAAAAUACUGAAAGUGACUAUUUACGUGCCCAGUUUAGAAGCAGAUCAAAGGUCAGAUACCAAUACGGCACAGGAACUAAGUUACGUUCAUGUGACGUGGAGACAAGUCCGCGUAAGUCCACUUCAGAACCUAAUAUAAAUGAAUUCUUUCAGUCCACGGAUGUUGUUUGGGUAGAUGAAAAUGAAAUAUUUGACAAUAAGAGCUCUAUUUUGGCCGAAAAGAUGACCCUUCAUCCGGUCAACCACCGCCAACACUGUUUGUGUAACGUUCCGCCACCAAUUUUAAAUGUUCACGGGAGUCAUGAGGUUGAUAAAGUGUCUAAUGAAACUGUUCCUAUUGUGUCCAAACGUUCAAAUAGAUUCGAUUUUUACAAUACCUUUCAAGAGACGUCCAUCAUAGAUGGCGCACUCUCUCGUCAGAUGUGCCGAAGUAAGGCCGCAAGUCGAAAAAGAAGUCGUAGCAAAACUCACAGAGAAAAAAGAAGCGAAAGAAAACGGAAACAUCAGAGCUGUAAGUCAGCUGAUAGGAACCACUCAAGGGACUUGUGGUCAAGCAAAAGUCCAAUAUCCUCGUGCCGUGAGGACUCAGGCAGCCAAUCAACGUCCACCGAAUAUUUGCUUCCGCGGCGGAAGAAUACAUCCACGUUAUAUGGAAGCUUGCUUAAGAGAUUUUCGAAGAAAAGCUGAGAAUACUAAUGUAUAUUAAAAAUGUUUUUUUAGUACUAGUGACGUAAUCACUACCUACAGAGUUACCUGUUUUUCCCGUUAGAUGUCGUUGUUUCCGGUUUUCUAAGGAAGAAAAAAAUUUAAACAUAAGAUAUUUUUAUUUGCUUUACCUAUCAUUUGUUUCUUUCUUCGUUUAAUAUUUUAUAAUUUAGUGUGUAUUUUUUAUUUCAUAAAAUAAAAUGACAGUAGUCGGACAGAGAUAAAAUAAUUUUAACAACUUGGACUAAUGGCCUAAGGAUAGAAAAUGAAAAUAAGUAAUUACGAUAGAUUAAUGAUAAAAUUCGGACAAAGAGGAAAAGUAAAGGUUAAAUGCAAAAAAAAAAACAACAGUGUCAUAAUCUGGUGUAUUACUGACGUAUUAUAGUACGCCAAUUAAUGACUUUUUUUCAAAAUGUAAUUACGGUCACCAUGACAACGAAAAUAAACAACGUUGUCGAGCUUGCUCAA